Planococcus citri (citrus mealybug) is the source of this 1232-nucleotide messenger RNA. Its product is annotated as procathepsin L-like. Gene Ontology annotation, molecular function: cysteine-type endopeptidase activity. Gene Ontology annotation, cellular component: lysosome. The record is from RefSeq and is a predicted model, not a curated record. The transcript has 7 exons. Bases 156 to 1196 code for a protein of 346 amino acids. Lineage: Eukaryota; Metazoa; Arthropoda; Insecta; Hemiptera; Pseudococcidae.
CGAAAUCUCCAUUAAUUUCACAUCAGUGAUUUGUUCCAUAUCGGAAAAUUAAUUGUGAGUUUGAUUAUUAGCAAAUAGUGUGUUUCUGAAGUACAUAUCUGCCCAUCAUAUGCGUAGUUAUAGUUUCCAGUUGACAAGAAACUCGACGGACCAAAAUGAUGGGAAGAUUAUCACUUGUGUUAUCAUUUUACUCGUUCAUCAAUAUUCAACUAUUUGUGUAUGGUACUGAUUUUGAUGAUCAUGAACUUAACCUGCACCAGUGGAAUUCGUACAAAGUUCAGUUCAAUAAAAUGUACGAAUCAGCAGAACAUGACCAAAAAAGAAUGAAAAUAUACGUGGAUAAUUUGGACAGAAUUUCCAAGCAUAAUGAACUUUAUGACAAAGGCCAAGUUACGUACAAACUUGGGAUGAAUCAGUUCGCUGAUAUGACUUCUGAAGAAUUUUCAAAUUUAUACUUAUCUGAAACCGACUCCAGCUUUGCUCAAAAUACAAAUUCGCGUGUGAUAUCAUCUCUUCGAUCAAAUGCACAAAAUGUUCCAGAUUACGUAAAUUGGGUACAUGAGGGAGCCGUGACUAAAAUAAAAAAUCAAGGAGGUUGUGGCUCGUGUUGGGCGUUUGCUACUGUCGGAUUAUUGGAGGGACAUUUUUACUUGAAAAAUGGAGUGUUGGAAGAUUUAAGCCCCCAAAAUCUCGUGGAUUGCGACAGAAUAUCUCACGGUUGCAAUGGCGGUUAUGUUACCACUGCGUUAGAUUACGUGAAAGAAAAUGGAAUAGCUACAGAAAAAGAAUAUCCAUAUGAAUCAGUGAACACAAGCUGCAGAUACGCUCGAAAUGAACAUGAUUCUUCUCGUACUAUCAAAGAGUAUGUACAAGUAUUGCCACUAGAUGAAACAGCCAUUAAAGUAGCAGUCAGUGCGGGGCCAGUUAAGUGUUCAAUGAAUGCUUCCGAUUCGAACUUUCACCUAUACGAAUAUGGUAUCUAUAACAGCAAGAAUUGUUCCCAAGAAACUACAAAUCAUGCUCUUGUAAUAGUUGGUUAUGGUACAACAAAUCACACAAAGCAAGAUUAUUGGCUGGUCAAGAACUCGUGGGGUGUGACUUGGGGUGAACAAGGCUACGUGAGAAUAGCUCGAGGCAAAAAUGUUUGUGCUAUAGAAACAAAUAACAUAUAUAUACCAAGGUCGAAUAUCAAUUAAGAAUUGUGAAGCUGCAUUAUUUUCAAAAUGCAUACU